Molecule: messenger RNA, 705 nt
Organism: Pyricularia grisea
Lineage: Eukaryota; Fungi; Ascomycota; Sordariomycetes; Magnaporthales; Pyriculariaceae
Exons: 1
Coding region: 1-705 (234 amino acids)
Source: RefSeq, a predicted model, not a curated record
AUGGCAUCAAUGGCAAAAUACCAGACUCUCGGUAAUGAAGACGCCGAAAAAACGCUAGAAUCCGCACCUCCCCAGCCAAAUACAAUAAUAAGUCUCCGUCAAACCCUCCGAAACAGCCUGGCGUUCCUCCUCGGCGUCCUUCUUGCAACCACUACCCACGCAUUAUUUAUACCAGUGCCCACAGCCUCGCUAUCAGAUACCUAUUUACAACGUCAGGCCGCCAUUACACGGGUCACCUCGUGCGGCAAAUCCGUCGCGGAAGCCAAGCAACGAGGCUGCGUGUACGAUCCGGCCCUCCUUUAUUGGACGCGGCCCUACUGCCAAGCCGAGGACAUCGCCGACGAGUUUAUCCGUAACCCCGUCCACGAGGUCUUCUUUGACAAGGAGAAGCUGCACGCGCUCAACCUGACGUACGUUAGGACCGGCGAGUUCGGCGAGGCGUACGAUCGCGUUGAGCACCACAAGGGACACUGCAUUAACUCGUGGAAGGUGCUCACGCAGGCCGCGACGCGCUUCGGUCCGCAAACGCCCGAAUUGCUGUUACCUGGUAUGGCUGUGGAGUGGGGGCAUACUGUACAUUGCAGCGACGACGUCGUGGUGCCGAAUGAGGAGAGCAGGUGGAGGUCGAAACCUUUUGUCAAGUUUUGGCCUGGAAUUAAAGGUUGCUAUUUGCUAAGGGCACCAGAACUGCCGGAUUUGUAUUAA